CCCCCCCCCCGCCGACCCCAGCUUGCGCUGCCUCCUGCUCGCGCUAAGCCACUAAGGUCCCUAGCCCCCCAGAGCGCACAGAGCCGAGAUGGAAACUAUCCAGGAGCUGAUUCCUCUGGCCAGGGAGAUCAUGACCCAGAAGCCCAAGGGGAAGCUGGUGAAGCUGUACGUGCUGGGCAGCGUGCUGGCCCUCUUCGGCGUGGUGCUCGGCCUGGUGGAGACCGUGUGCAGUCCCUUCACCGCCAGCAGCCGUCUGCGGGAGGAGGAGGCCGCAGUGGCCGAGCUGCAGGCCGCCCGGGAGCGACAGGCCCUCCGAACGCAGGCGCUGCUGGAGAAAGGCAAGCUGCCAGAGGGGACCCUGCUCUGCAGUCGGGUGCUGUGCAACCGGCAGCAUGCCUCUUAGAACUGAGGGAGGCCAGCAGAUGGGAGGGAGAGAGGGACAGACAGACAGACAGAGCGCGCGCCUCUGCUCCCGAGACAGCGCACGCACACGCCUGACUCAGGUGGGAGACAGCAGGAGCCCGUGUGCUUUUGGAUUUACUUCGGAGAAGCCACCAACACCCAGAACUGACCUACCACGGGAAUCCAGGAGUUUGGCAUCGAGUUUGGCUGCCGUGCAGCUCCGCGUGGUGAUGACAUGUCCAAAACUGUGACCUUUGAGCUAUCUGAAUGCA
Messenger RNA from Tupaia belangeri chinensis (Chinese tree shrew), 674 nucleotides. It is a transcript of the gene G0S2, whose product is annotated as G0/G1 switch 2. Gene Ontology annotation, biological process: positive regulation of extrinsic apoptotic signaling pathway. Gene Ontology annotation, cellular component: mitochondrion. The transcript has 2 exons. The coding region runs from base 89 to 403 and encodes 104 amino acids. Lineage: Eukaryota; Metazoa; Chordata; Mammalia; Scandentia; Tupaiidae. The record is from RefSeq and is a predicted model, not a curated record.